Messenger RNA from Spizellomyces punctatus DAOM BR117, 1779 nucleotides. RefSeq lists its product as uncharacterized. Gene Ontology annotation, molecular function: protein binding. The coding region runs from base 386 to 1639 and encodes 417 amino acids. The transcript is spliced from 4 exons. The record is from RefSeq and is a predicted model, not a curated record. NCBI's taxonomy places the organism in Eukaryota, Fungi, Chytridiomycota, Chytridiomycetes, Spizellomycetales, Spizellomycetaceae.
GUUGAGAUUUGGAGGGUUGGCAGUGCUUUUGGUUUUUGUUCGUCGCCGUUCAAGGCUGAAGGAUUGGGAAGGAAAAAACAACCGACGAAAAAAACGUAUAGAAAAUACCCUUGUCAACCACGGCUCUCCGCCGCUCAUCUCCUUUGUCCUUUGCCGCCCUUUUGAUCUCUUUACAUUUGCGUUGGAGGCGGUCAUCGCGGGCGUAAACCCUAGAGUUGUCGAAAACACCGAAACCGAUUCCGUUUUUUACUAUCCGGGCAUUAGACGCUUGUUUGCCCAAGUAGCCGUUUUAGCCUACACGCGAUCGUAGCUAUUUAGGAAUACUUUAUCUAUAGUUUGCCCCUGUGGACAAGAAAAAGCUUGAACCCCGUCUGCAUUGUCAAACAUGGCCCGAACGUCUGCUACCCUCGCGUUUGCCUUAUCUAUCCUUUCUGCCGUCAGUCAAGUUAGGGCAGAGUCCAAGGAAUACUCGUCCAACGAAUGUAUUGCCAUCCAUGAAACGAGCGCCUGUGCCCCAUUUGGACAAGGUUACUAUAUCAAUGGUACUGAACUUGGCUUGGUCUACGGUUUGAGCGGCCCGAUUCCCGAUGCGAAAUACUGGGAUCGAUUGGUCCGCGACGUAACGUCAGGCGGAGAGCAUCAGGCCCAAAUGUGGAGGAACUGGGCUCAAUGUACUGGAUACUCUGGCGAACCCAUUCAAUACUAUCGCACAUACACUUGCAUGACGGAUAUAUUCAUGUUCUCUGCUGGAUGCAACAAAGACUACAAGCCACCUUCUACCCCCAUUUGCGAAAAAACGUGCGAUGCGUACGGGUCCGCUGUGUCCGAGUUGAUCCGUGAUUCAUCCGUGUGUCCCACUUCGUUUGGUCACUAUGGACAAGCGGUAUACCAGGAAGUGUCGGACAGACGGUCAUUUGCUUUGACCGGUGCGGAAUCUUGCAAGCAUAUUGUACAGUCGUGGAGUGGAGCAUCUGGAUACAAGCAAGAUUCCUGCAUUUGGGGAGUUGAGGAAGAUCAUAAAUCAUGCGGUUUUGGUGGUGACUCAAAAACCGCUGACUUGUACUGUAAAGACUAUCCACAAGAUGGUUGCUGUCAGCGACGAGGAAGCUACAAGAACGAUCAAAAAACCGCUGCUGCUGCACCCGUUGAGAACCAAGCUGUCAAAGGCGCCAAACCUGCAGAACUUGCAUCCCAAGGUGCGACAGGUGGGGAACCCGUCACCGCCACAGGAGAUGAAAAUAGUAGCUUUGUGGAGCGGAACAAGGUGCCCAUCAUUGCGGGAUCGGUCGGAGCUGCCAUGAUUAUUGUCGGUGGUGUCGCUGUUGGAGUUGUGCGAGCCAGAAAGCGAGGCAGCACCGAGGGUAGACGCAACCGAAUCCAACCUGGCGGUGGUGCCGUUCCUUUUAUUGCUCCUGCGUCCAAUAUGACUGAGGCUGGGUCCCACGUUACGCCCUUGAAGGCUAAAUACAAGGUUGUUUAUGAUUACACUCCUCAAUUAAUUGAUGAGUUGGAGCUGGUCAAAGGCGAUAUGGUGGAGGUGUGGGCUUCCUACGAUGAUGGCUGGGGUAAGGGGUCUAACAUGCGUACUGGAAAUAAAGGAACGUUCCCAAUGGCAUGUAUCGAAAUGAUUCGUGAAUAGGGAUGUUGCGUAGUUGUCCACCCAAAUGUACUCGUGUGUAGUUUGUGUGUAUAGUUUUAUUUUUUUUCUCUCGUCUUCUUCUUUUUGCAUUGACCGGAUUAUUUACGGAGCUUUGCAAAUAUACAGCCUUGUCGCCCCCC